Gordionus sp. m RMFG-2023 is the source of this 3575-nucleotide messenger RNA. RefSeq lists its product as uncharacterized. NCBI's taxonomy places the organism in Eukaryota, Metazoa, Nematomorpha, Gordioida, Chordodea, Parachordodidae. The transcript has 2 exons. The record is from RefSeq and is a predicted model, not a curated record. Bases 403 to 1494 code for a protein of 363 amino acids.
GAAAAUCUAAUAAAUAUAUCCAUAUAUAAAUCAGAACUGUUGAAGUAUCCAUGUAGCAUAGAGUUAAUUAAACAAUUUAAAUAUCAAAGAAUAUUUUAUGUCUGUAAAUAUUCUUUGAAAAAGAGGUCUCGUUCAACGGGAUUAAGGAAGACAUCUAGCUUCCGUAAAGAGUGUACAUUCAACUUUACGGUUAUAUACAAGUUAGAUCCUAUCGUUGGGCCUCAUUUAGUCAUCGUGAAAUUUAUGGAAGAACAUAAAAAUCAUGAUCUAAAUAAAAACAUAUAUAUGCUCCUACCUUAACAAAGAAAGUUGUCUCCAAUCAAAAAACAGAUUGUCGAGCAAGCUCUAACCUUCAAGGCAAACAAAGUUAAAAUUCAGGAUUAUAUUCUGAAGACAGGACAAAUGGUGAUGCUGAGAGACAUUCACAAUCUUUCAGCAAACCUAAACAAACCAUCUACCAACAUGUUGAUCGAUGUGGUCAAUCAAUUAAGAGAGGACAAAGAUGCCAUUGUAGAAAUUCACGAAGAAAACAAUGAGCUGAUGGGCAUCUUUUAUCAGGACAUAGCUAUGCGACAUUUUGUAAAAUGCUAUCCCGAGGUCCUGUUUAUAGAUGCAACCUAUAAACUGAAUAAUCUUGGCAUGCCUUUAUUUAUCUUAAUGGUAAUUGAUGGAGAUGGUCAAUCACAAAUAGCAGCUUUGUGGUUAGUUAAAGGAGAAACAUACAAAUGUGUAAAAACAAUGUGUGAUAUUUUUGGGAGAUAUAAUAUCAAAGAUAAUAUUCAAGUGAUAAUAGGAGACAAAGAUUUUGCAGACAGGCAGGCGUUGUAUGAAAGUUUUCCAAAGGCAGAAAUACACAUUUGUAUUUUCCAUGUUAUGCGAAGUUUUAAACGAGAGAUCAGUACUGGUAAGCGUGAUAUAGCAGAGCAAGAUGUAAAGCUGGUUCUUGAUAUUCUACAGAGUUUAGUAUAUGCUCAAUCACAGGAGCAUUAUGAUUUACUUUAUUUAAAACUUGUGAAUUUAAAUCUUCCAAAAGUUAUGGCAUAUUAUAAUAAUAAUUGGCAUAAUAUAAAAAACGAGUGGGUUAUUGGGCUAAGAUCAUGUGUUCCACAUUUUUUUAACUCUACAAAUAACCGAGUUGAGUCAAUGAAUCAAAAGUUCAAAGCGGUAAUAACAAAAUUUUCAACCCUCAAAGGGCUAUUUAAGGAUGUAAUUUCUAUAGUUAACUCAAUGGCAUUUGAAAAAGAUUAUAGAAGCAUUAUGAGCAAUGAAAAAAGCUCAUUAUUUCCUUAUAGUCUUUUAUCAGCUGAGAGCAAAUAUAGAAAUUUGCUGACCUAUGCCUUUAAAAAUAUACUCAAUGAAAUAAAUCUUAGUAAUUCAAUCAGCAUACCGGUAUUAGCCAAUGACAUGUUCACAGCCAUAAAAAUCAAUGAUUUAGGUAAUAUAAGUGCUCUUGUGGUUAUCUUACCACAAUGCUUUUACCAUGCCGCCAUCUAAUGGCAUUUAAUUUUUCAAUUUUGUAAAAUCAGCCAUUGUUAAAAUGUCAAUAUAUUAAAUUUACUUUAUGGGGCAAGGGAAUAUUAUUUAAAAAAAAAAUAAUAUAAAUUAAGUUUACUAUUAAUCAGAGAAUGAAUAUCUAUGCUUUCAUCUGAUGGUAUGAGGAAGAAUAAUUUUCCAUCACUAAAACAAUCAUCCAUUUUUUCAACUUGGUCAAAUACAAAGUCAAAAUUGUCUUGGGGUAGAUUAGAUAUAUAAGCAGCUUUUGGUACAAAUGAUUUUAAGAUCUUGUUAUAUUUUUGCUGCUGUGAUAAUUUUUUUUUGUAUUCAUACAUACUAACGAUGUAAUUGAUAUGUCUGUAGUAUACGUUUGAGGUUGUUCAAGACUGCAUUUCUUUGAAUAAUUCCUAGUCCAUCUCACAUUACAAAGUUCAGGAUAGUAUUUAUCCAUAUUAUAUGCAGCCCUUAAUGCCAUUAGAUGGCGGCAUGGUAAAAGCAUUGUGGUAAGAUAACCACAAGAGCACUUAUCCAUAGAUACAUUGUAAAUAUUACCUAAAUCAUUGAUUUUUAUGGCUGUGAACAUGUCAUUGGCUAAUACCGGUAUGCUGAUUGAAUUACUAAGAUUUAUUUCAUUGAGUAUAUUUUUAAAGGCAUAGGUCAGCAAAUUUCUAUAUUUGCUCUCAGCUGAUAAAAGACUAUAAGGAAAUAAUGAGCUUUUUUCAUUGUUCAUAAUGCUUCUAUAAUCUUUUUCAAAUGCCAUUGAGUUAACUAUAGAAAUUACAUCCUUAAAUAGCCCUUUGAGGGUUGAAAAUUUUGUUAUUACCGCUUUGAACUUUUGAUUCAUUGACUCAACUCGGUUAUUUGUCGAGUUAAAAAAAUGUGGAACACAUGAUCUUAGCCCAAUAACCCACUCGUUUUUUAUAUUAUGCCAAUUAUUAUUAUAAUAUGCCAUAACUUUUGGAAGAUUUAAAUUCACAAGUUUUAAAUAAAGUAAAUCAUAAUGCUCCUGUGAUUGAGCAUAUACUAAACUCUGUAGAAUAUCAAGAACCAGCUUUACAUCUUGCUCUGCUAUAUCACGCUUACCAGUACUGAUCUCUCGUUUAAAACUUCGCAUAACAUGGAAAAUACAAAUGUGUAUUUCUGCCUUUGGAAAACUUUCAUACAACGCCUGCCUGUCUGCAAAAUCUUUGUCUCCUAUUAUCACUUGAAUAGUAUCUUUGAUAUUAUAUCUCCCAAAAAUAUCACACAUUGUUUUUACACAUUUGUAUGUUUCUCCUUUAACUAACCACAAAGCUGCUAUUUGUGAUUGACCAUCUCCAUCAAUUACCAUUAAGAUAAAUAAAGGCAUGCCAAGAUUAUUCAGUUUAUAGGUUGCAUCUAUAAACAGGACCUCGGGAUAGCAUUUUACAAAAUGUCGCAUAGCUAUGUCCUGAUAAAAGAUGCCCAUCAGCUCAUUGUUUUCUUCGUGAAUUUCUACAAUGGCAUCUUUGUCCUCUCUUAAUUGAUUGACCACAUCGAUCAACAUGUUGGUAGAUGGUUUGUUUAGGUUUGCUGAAAGAUUGUGAAUGUCUCUCAGCAUCACCAUUUGUCCUGUCUUCAGAAUAUAAUCCUGAAUUUUAACUUUGUUUGCCUUGAAGGUUAGAGCUUGCUCGACAAUCUGUUUUUUGAUUGGAGACAACUUUCUUUGUUAAGGUAGGAGCAUAUAUAUGUUUUUAUCUAGAUAAUAUAAAAUAUUAAUAUUAAAAUAUAAUAUUUUUCCUACUUAGAUCAUGAUUUUUAUGUUCUUCCAUAAAUUUCACGAUGACUAAAUGAGGCCCAACGAUAGGAUCUAACUUGUAUAUAACCGUAAAGUUGAAUGUACACUCUUUACGGAAGCUAGAUGUCUUCCUUAAUCCCGUUGAACGAGACCUCUUUUUCAAAGAAUAUUUACAGACAUAAAAUAUUCUUUGAUAUUUAAAUUGUUUAAUUAACUCUAUGCUACAUGGAUACUUCAACAGUUCUGAUUUAUAUAUGGAUAUAUUUAUUAGAUUUUCCUUUUCAUAUAUAUCUAUUGACUUUUUUAAAGUGUCAAUAGAAUUAAA